AUGAAUUUCUACUCUGCUUCUGUUGCCUCGCCCGUCACUUCUUCCAAUCUGAAGAGGAGUCGCUCUGGAGCUAACGGAUCGAGUGGUUCUUCAGUCCCCACUGCUGCUUUACCAAAGAUCCAUAGCAGUGAUCUUGUCCUGAGAGUUUUUACUCACAAAUCCUUGCGACGUGCCACCCGUUCUAGCACAAACCUCGACGACUUUGACGAUAAUGAAAGGCUGACUGAGUUAGGAAAGGCUGCUCUUAAUGUUGCAGUGGCUCAUGUUCUUUUCAAUAAACGCCCAAUGCUAAAGCCAUCUGAGAUGUCUUCGCAGCAUAAACACAUUCUAUCGGACGAGAAUAUAAACAAUUGGGUGACUUUCUACAACCUGCGGAUGAAACUACGUUGCCACCCUAAUCUUUACCCGAGACUCAACACUCCGCAGGAAACUUGUUCGAUUUUUUAUGCGUAUGUUGGCGGCGUUUAUGCUGAGUCUGGACAAGAAGCUGUGAGGGAAUGGAUUGAUUUACUUGUGGAAGGAACAACGACGGAGCAAGAGCUGCCAGAACCCGCACCACCCUUCCGCGAGGAGACACCUCCUCAGAAAAAAAUGAAGAGCGAGCCACUCUCUCCAUCACCCGAGUCUUCAAUUUUUUUCGCAUCUCAACCCCCAUCUGCCUUGAGGCACCUACCGCCCCACAUGGAACAAUUGAAACCGUCACCUCAAAGUUCACAGUUACAAGCUCUGACUCCACCUCCGACUCAUUUUCGCAUACUGCAACAGGUUCAACCACCGCCGAAUGCUCGAAUCUCACAAUUUCAACCACUGACUCCACCACCGUCUCAUUUCCAAACAAGACCACAACAGACUCAGCCUCAACCGAAUCCUCUAGCGCCUGCGCAACCUAAUUUACCAUUUCUACCAUUAUUUAAUCAAACUGCUAGUCAACGACGCGUGACUGUUGAAUAUCCUGCUGAAUUCAGUGGACCAUCGCACGCUGGUCGGUGGACGGUGAAAUGUGUUGUGAAUGGCAUACCUAAAGGGGUGGGUACCGGAGGGAGCAAACAAGUUGCCAAGGAGGAAGCUGCGAGGCAGGCCUAUUAUGCGAUGGGAUGGACGUAG
Messenger RNA from Laccaria bicolor S238N-H82, 1104 nucleotides. RefSeq lists its product as uncharacterized. Gene Ontology annotation, molecular function: double-stranded RNA binding; ribonuclease III activity. Bases 1 to 1104 code for a protein of 367 amino acids. Gene Ontology annotation, cellular component: nucleus. The record is from RefSeq and is a predicted model, not a curated record. Gene Ontology annotation, biological process: rRNA processing; regulation of gene expression. NCBI's taxonomy places the organism in Eukaryota, Fungi, Basidiomycota, Agaricomycetes, Agaricales, Hydnangiaceae. The transcript is spliced from 4 exons.